GUUGGAUGCAUGCUAUGACUGAAGUGGUUGACAAAGAUCCGGGGCUAUUGGUGGUACACAGAAGUAAUGAGGAUGGGAGGAAAGCUGCUGCUCUGAAAGGGAGAAAAUGGGCUGGAGGAAUUGGGAUACCUUCAAGCUGGGAGGGGGCUCAAAAUUGGUAUUCAUUUCUGAGCAGCUGCUGGUAUGUCAGAGGCUUGGAAUUGGCAUGGUAAAUCUAAAACCGUCUCAGCAGUGGUUAGCUGACCUCACCCAAGUUCCAAGCCCUACUCUGCUUGAUCCUUUUUUCUUGAGCCUCAGAGCUAAAAUGUUCCUGAGCUCUUUCCUAUUGGCUGGGCAGACCAAUUGAAGUUCCCUUGCCCAUGUUAGGAGGUGUACGCCUCCUGAACUAAAGAUAGAAACAGCUGGCCCUUCCAGGCAGCUAAAAGCCUCCAGACUAAGAGGUGUUCCCCACUCGGCAGCCAGACUCCUUGAAACACCCUUUCAAUAAUUCUACCAACGCCUCCAUGUCUCUACUCUGCCGUAACAAAGGCUGUGGGCAGCGCUUUGACCCCCAAACCAACCUUCCUGAUUCCUGUUGCCAUCACCCUGGGGUCCCAAUCUUCCAUGAUGCACUUAAGGGUUGGUCCUGCUGCCGGAAGCGAACUGUAGAUUUCUCUGAGUUCUUAAACAUCAAGGGCUGUACUGUGGGACCACACUGUGCUGAGAAGCUCCCUGAGACCCCUCAACCUGAGGGCCCUGCGACAAGCAGUUCACUUCAGGAGCAAAAACCUCCGAAUACGAUUCCAAAGUCAGCAGAGACUUUGCGCCGAGAGAGGCCCAAGUCAGAGUUGCCUCCAAAGCUGCUUCCGCUAAAUAUAUCCCAAGCCCUGGGAAUGGCACUGGAACAGAAGGAAUUAGACCAAGAACCUGGAGCAGGACUUGACAGUAGUCUGAUCCAGACUGGUGCCAGCUGCCAGAACCCAGGAUGUGAUGCUGUUUACCAAGGCCCGGAGAGUGAUGCUACUCCAUGUACCUACCACCCAGGAGCACCUCGAUUCCAUGAGGGGAUGAAAUCUUGGAGUUGUUGUGGUAUCCAGACCCUGGAUUUUGGGGCAUUCCUGGCACAGCCAGGGUGCAGAGUUGGUAGACAUGACUGGGGGAAGCAGCUGCCAGCGUCUUGCCGUCAUGAUUGGCACCAGACAGAUUCCUUAGUAGUGGUGACUGUAUACGGCCAGAUUCCACUUCCUGCGUUCAACUGGGUGAAGGCCAGUCAAACUGAGUAUGGUGUAGCUGAUGUGAAGACUUCAAGUGCUGCAGCCCUUUUGCUACCAAGAAGGGAGUCAGAUUUACAGUGGAGCUCGCACUUUGGAUGACUGAACUGACAGAUGGAAGGAAAUUAGGUCCCUGGUGAUAUUGUUGAUCCACAAAAUCAAACCAAUUUCAGAGCUCACUCAUCCCCUGGAAUUUGCAGUUAUUUGAACUGAUAAAUCCUCUUUAUUUAUUUAUUUAUUUAUUUAGCGGUACGCGGGCCUACUCACUGUUGUGGCCUCUCCCGGUGCGGAGCACAGGCUCAGGACGCGCAGGCUCAGCGGCCAUGGCUCACAGGCCUAGCCGCUCUGCGGCAUGUGGGAUCUUCCCGGACCGGGGCAUGAACCCGUGUCCCCUGCAUCCGCAGGUGGACUCUCAACCACUGUGCCACCAGGGAAGCCCUACAUCCUCUUUAUUGUUUAAGCCUAUUGGAGUUGGGUUUUCUGUUACUUACCAAUAAAAAGGCAUAUGUACUUAAAUUUUCUUUUCUUUUUUAAGAAAUUUUUAUUGGAGUAUAGUUGAUUUACAAUGUUGUGUUAGUUUCAGGUGUACAGCAAAGUGAUUCAGUUAUACAUGCAUUCAAAAAUAUGGAACGCUUCACGAAUUUGCAUAUCAUCCUUGCGCAGGGGCCAUGCUAAUCUUUUGUAUCGUUCCAAUUUUACUAUGUGUGCUGCCAAAGUGAGCACACUUUAAAAUUUUUUUGAUAAGUUGCCUUACAAAAAAUAUACCAAUUUACAAUCCAACAACAGAAUAUGAGAGUGUUUCUCCACAGCCUCGCCAAAACAAUAUAUUAUCAAACUUUCUGAUAUUGCCAUCUUUCUAGGAAAAGAGUGGUAUCUUAACACAAUCUUUUUAUCAUGAGUAGGGUUAAGCUUUUUUUGGUUUGUUUGUUUUUUUUUGGCUGCGCUGUGUGGCAUGUGUAUCUUACUUCCCCAACCAGGGAUUGAACACGUCCCCCCUGCAGUGGAAGUGCAGAGUCCUAACCGCUGGACCACCAGGGAAUUCCCUAAGCUUUCUAAUAUACUUAGAAGUCACAUAUAUUUCUUUUCGUGUGUGUGUGUGUGUGUGUGUGUGUGUGUGUGUGUGUAUUGCUCAUGUCCUUUGCCUAGUUUUCUAUUUCUAUUUCUCUUUUUUAUUGCUUUGUAAAAGCUGUUUGUAUUCUAGGUAAAUCAGGCCUCUGUUAUGUGGGUUGAAAUAUAUUUUCUGAAUUUCUCCUUUGGCCUUUGAUUUUCUUUUUGCAUUUUUUAUGGUAAAAAAUAUGUAACAAAAUUUACCAUUUUAAAGUGUACAAUUCAUUGGCAUUAAGUACAUUCACAAUGUUGUAUAAUCUUCACCACUAUUUAUUUCUAGAACUUCUUCAUCAUCCCAAAGAGAAACUCUGUACCUAUUAAACAGUAAUUCUCCAUUGUCCCUUCCCAACAGCCGUGGUAAACUCUAUUCUACUUUUUGUCUUUUUUUAAUAUAAAUUUAUUUAUCUUUAUUUUUGUCUGCGUUGGGUCUUCGUUGCUGCGUGUGGGCUUUCUCUAGCUGAGGCGAGCGGGGGCUACUCUUGGUUGCAGUGCGCGGGCUUCUCAUUGCAGUGGCUUCUCUUGUUGUGGAGCACAGGCUCUAGGUGUGCAGGCUUCAGUAGUUGUGGCACAUGGGCUCAGUAGUUGUGGCUUGCAGGCUCUAGAGUGCAGGCUCAGUAGUUGUGGUGCAUGGGCUUAGUUGUUCCACGGCAUGUGGGAUCUUCCCGGACCAGGGCUUGAACCCAUGUACCCUGCCUUGGCAGGCGGAUUCCUAACCACUGCGCCACCAGGGAAGCCCCCUUUUUGUCUUUAUGAAUUUUCCUAUUGUACGUACCUUAUAUGAGUGUAAUUGUACAAUAUUUGAACUUUUCUGUCUUAUUUCAUUUAGCAUAAUGUUUUCAAGAUUCAUAUUUAUUGUAGCAUAUAUCAGAAUGUCAUUCCUUUUUAUGGCUGAAUAAUAUUCCAUUGCAUGUAUAUACCAAAUUCUAUUUAUCCAUUCAUCUGUUGAUGGACACUUGGGUCAUUUCUACCUUUUGGCUAUCGUGAAUAAUGCUGCUGUGAACAUUGGUGUACAAGUAUCUGUUUGUGUCCUUGCUUUCAAUUUCUUUGGGAGUGGAGUUUUUGUAUCAUAUGGUAAUUCUAUGUUUAACUUUCUGAGAAACCACCAAACUAUUUCCCACAGUAGCUGCAAACAUUUUUACCUUUCCACCAGCAAUGUACAAAAGUUCCAAUUUCCUUUUUAAAAAAAAUUUAUUUUUUUAAAAAUAAAUAAACAAUUUUUAUUUUUUUAAAUAAUUUUUAUUUUUUAAAAUAAAAUAAAAAAUUUUUUUAAUUUUUAAAAAAAUUUUAAAAAGAAUUUUUAUUUUUUAAAAUAAAAUAAACAAUCUCCAACAAGCUUGGAGAUUGUUGUUGUUGUUAUUGUUUUCAGAUUCCACAUAUGAGAGAGAUCAUAUGGUAUUUGUCUUUCUCUGUAUGACUUAUUUCACUUAGCAUAAUGCCCUCGAGAUCCAUCCAUGUUGUUGCAAAUUGCAAGAUUUCAUUCUUUUUAAUGACUGAAUAAUAUAUAUUUAUUUAUCCAUUCAUCCAUUGAUAGUUACAUUGUUUCCAUAUCUGAGCUAUUGUAAAUAAUGCUGCAAUGAACAUGGGGGUGCAUACAUCUUUUCAAAUUAGUAUUUUUGGGUUUUUUUGGAUAAAUACCCAGAAGUGGAACUGCUGGAUCAUAUGGUAGUCCUAUUUUUAAUUUUUUGAGGAACCUCCAUACUGUUUUACAUAGUGGUUGCAUCAAUUUACAUUCCUACCAACAGUGCACAAGUGUUCCCUUUUCUCCACAUCUUUGCCAACAAUUGUUAUUUCUUGGGUUUUUUGUGUGUGUUUGUUUUUUUAUUUGUAAUAGUCAUUUUAACAAGUGUGAGGUGAUAUCUCAUUGUGGUUUUGAUUUGCAUUUCUGUGAUGAUUAAUGAUGUUGAUCAUCUUUUCAUGUACCUGUUAGUCAUCUGUAUGUGUUCUCUGGAGAAAUGUCUUGUUCAGAUCUUCUGCCCAGAUUGUUUUUUGUUUUGCUAUUGAGUUGUAUGAGUUCUUUGUAUUUUUCAGAUGUAUGAUUUGUAAUUAUUUUCUCCAUUCAAUAGGAUGCCUUUUCAUUUUGUUGAUAAUUUCCUUUGCUGUGCACAAGCUUUUUAGCUUGAUGUAGUCCCACUUGUUGAUUUUUGCCUUUGUUGCUUUUGCUUUUGCUGUCAGAUUCAAAAAUUCAUCACCAAGACCAAUGUCAAGGAGCUUACCACGCAUAUUUUCUUCUGGAUGUUUUAUGGUUUCAGGUCUUACGUUUAAGUCUUAACCAUUUUGAGUUAAUUUUUGUGUAUGGUGUAAGAUAGUGGUUUAGUUUCAUUCUUUUGCAUGUGGCUGUCCAGUUUUCCCAACACCAUUUAUUGAAGAUACUGUCCUUUCUUCAUUGUAUAUUCUUGUCUCCUUUGUCAUAAAUUGACUAGAGUUCCAGUUUCUUCACAUCCUCAACAACACUUGUUAUUUUCCAUUUUUUAUCAUAGCCAUCCUAAUAAGUAUGAAGUUGUAUCACAUUGUAAUUUUGAUUUGCAUUUCCCUAAUGAUGUGUUGAGCAUAUUUUCAUGUGUUUAUUGGCCAUUUGUAUAUAUCCUCUUUGAAAAAAUAUCUAUUCAAGCUCUUUGCCCAUCUUUUUUUUUUUUUAAUAUUUAUUUAUUUGGCUGUGCCGGGUCUUAGUUGCAGCAUGCGGGAUCUUUGUUGCCACGUGAGAGAUCUUUAGUUGCGGCACGCGGGAUCUUUAGUUGUGGCAUGAGGGAUCUAGUUCCCUGACCAGGGAUUGAAUCCGGGCCCCCUGCAUUGGGAGCCUGGAGUCUUAAGCACUGGACCACCUGGGAGGUCCGUUUGCCCAUCUUUGAAUUGGGCUGUUUGUUUUUUUGUUCUGAGUUGUGGGAGUUCUUUUUCUAUUCUGGAUAUUAUUCCCUUAUCAGAUAUAUGAUUUGAAAAUAUUUUCUCGCAUUCCAUACAUUAUCUUUUCACUUCCUCGAUAGUAUCCUUUGAUGCACAAAAGAUUUUAAUUUUGAUACAUUCCAAUUAUCUAUUUUGUUGUUGUUGUUGCCUGUGCUUUUGUUGAAAAGCCUGUCAAUUUCCUAUUGAAUCUUCUGGCACCUUGUUGAUAAUCAAUUAACUAUAUAUGUGAAAGUUUAUUUCUGGGCUGUAUGUUCUAUUCCAUUGAUCUAUAUUUCUUUCCUUAUGCCAGUACCACACGUCUUGACUACUGUAGCUUUGUAGUAGUUGGUAGUUUUGAAAUAUGGAAGUGUGAGUCCUCCAACUUUGUUAUUUUUUCAAGACUGUUGUGGCCAUUCAGGGUCCCUUCAGAUUCCAAAUGAAUUUUAGAAUGGAUUUUUCUAUUUCUGCAAAAAAUUCCAUUGGAAUUUUGAUCAGGAUUUACUGAAUCUGUAGAUCACUUUUUUCCCUACAACUGUGUGUGUAUGUGUGUAUACAUACAUAUAGAUAUAAUUUAUUGAGAUGAUCAUGUGAUUUUUAAACCCUUUAUUAUGUUAAUAUCAUAUAUCACAUUGAUUGAUUUGCAUAUGUUGAACCAUCCUUGCAUCCCAGGGAUAAAUCCCACUUGGCCAUUGUAUAUGAUCCCUUUAAUGUGCUGUUGAAAUAAGUUUGCUAGUAUUUUGUUGGGGACUUUUGCAUCCAUGUUCAUCAGGGAUGUUGGCCUGUAGUUUUCUUUUCUUGUGGUGUCUUUGUCUUGCUUUGGUAUCAGGGUGAUGCUGGCCUCAUAGAGUGAGUUAUGAAGUAUUUCCUCCUCUUCAAUUUUUUAGAAGAGAAUGAGAAGUACUGGUAUUAAUUCUUCUUUAAAUGUUUGAUUGAAUUCACCAGUGAAGCCAUCUAAUCCUGAGUGUUUCUUUGUUGGGAAGUCUUCAAUUACUGACUAAAUCUCCUUACUAGUUAUAGGUCUUUUCAGAUUUUCUGUUUCUUUACGGGCCAUUUUUGGUAGAUUGUCUGUGAAAGGGACAUACUCAUUUACUCUACUCAUAGAAUACUUCUGUAUUCCAAAUGUGUGAGUGUUUUUCCCACACCAAGAAAUUCUCCAGAUCUCAGCGGACACCAACUGGGUGUUCUAUAGUUUAACUCAAUUCUGACACUAUCUAACUGGAGAUAGCAUCAGAUCCCACAAUUUAAGUGCUCAGUCCCACAAGUGUGCCCCCACUUCAGAUGCCAAUUGCAAGUCCAGGUUGUCAUUUGUGUUUCUGACUAAGCAGCUACAUAUUGGAGGUUCCCACAACCCCCUUCUUGAGUUUGAUAACUUGCUAGAAUGGCUCACCGAACUCAGGAAAACAGUUUACUUACUAGAUUACUGGUUUGUUAUAAAAGGAUAAAAAUCAGAAAUAGCCAGAUGGAAGAGAUACAUAAAGUUAUGGGGGAAGGAGUGCAGAGCUUCCAUGACUCCUCUGGGUGCGAUACCCUCUCAGUACCUCCACAUGUUCAUCAAUCUGGAAGCUCUCCAAACUCCUUUGGUUAGGAUAUUUCUGGGAGUGCAUGUUUGAUAUGCAUGUUUGAUUCAAUCAUUGGCCAUUGGUGAUUACAUCAAUCUCCAGCCCCUCUCCCUUGGAGGUCAGGGGAUGGGGCUGAAAGUUCCAAUCCUCUAAUCACAUGGUUGGUUCCCCUGGCUAUCACCUCCCAUCCUGAGGCUAUCCAGAAGCCCUGAGCCAGCAUCCAUCUGGUUUAUAGUCUUGUUCAAGUCUUCUGUUUCUGCAUUGAUCUGUCUGGUUGCUUGGCUGAUCAAGUUGUCCUUGUUCCUUUUUUCCCUCUAAUUCUAGUUCUUAUUUCUAGUCAAUGAGUAAUAACCCCUAUAUUAAAAACAUAUUUAAACUUACACUUUUUCUGUACAUAGCAAUAAUUAUUUAGUACCUAUAGUUCUCCCCUCAUAUUUCUUUCCCACCUCUAAUGUUUUUGUAAAAUUAGUUGAAAUUUUGGUUCUAGGCUUAUUAAAAUUCUUGGCUACAUUAUACCUUUUAUUUUAGGAAUCCUUUUUUUUUUCUUUUUAAAUUUUUUUUAGCAAUCCUUUCUUAACUAUUGUACAACAGUCAAAACCAUAUUAUCAGAAAUUAUUUAUUUUUAGUGUUAUUUACUUUUAUGAAUAUUUACAUAGUUUCAAAAUUUCAAACGUUUUAAGAGGGUAUACAAUUUAAAAAUCUCCUUCUCACUCUUGUUCCCAAGCCAUACAGGUUCUCCUUCUAGGAAACAACUAAAGUUAUCAGUUUCUUGAGAAUCUUUUCAGAGAUAUUCUAUGCAUAUACAAGCAAACAUUCAUGGUCUUUCUUUUAAUUUUUUUCUUAUCCAAAUGAUAGCAUACCAUCCACAUGUUCUGAAUCUUGCUUUUGUCUUAACGAUAUAUCUUGGAGGUCAUACCAAAUUAUGCAUUUUUAAACCUUUCAUUGUGGAAAUUUUCAAACAUGUACAAAGAAGAGAGAAUAGUAUAAUGAGCCCCGAUGAACCCAUCACCCAUUUCAAUAAUAACGAACACUCUGUUAUUAUUGUCUUAUUUAUCCCUCGCAUUUAUUAUCAUUAAUAUUAUUAUUAUUAAAACUUUGCUGGAGUAUUUUAAAGCAUAUCCUAGAUAUAUCAUUUCACUUUUAAAUAUUUUGGCUCAUAUCUUUAAAAGAUAAAGACUUAAAUACAACCACAAUAACAUUAUCACACUCAAUAAAAUGUAUAAUUUCUCAAUAUCAUCUAAUACCUAGUUUGUAUUUAGUUUUCCUUUAGUAGCUCAAAAAUGUUUUACUUUGCAGCUGUCAACCUUCAGAUUUUUUUAAAUUAAUUAAUUAAUUAAUUUGACUGCCGUUGGGUCUUCGUUGCUGCGCACGGGCUUCCUCUAGUUGCAGCAAGCAGGGGCUACUCUUUGUGGCGGUGCUCAGGUUUCUUAUCGUGGUGGCUUCUCUUGUUGUGGAGCACGGGCUCUAGAUGCGUGGGCUUCAUUAGUUGCAGCACGCAGGCUCAGUAGUUGUGGCUCAUGGGCUCUAGAGCACAGGCUCAGUAGUUGUGGCGCACGGGCUUAGUUGUUCCAUGGCAUGUGGGAUCUUCCCAGACCAGGGCUCGAAUCCGUGUCCCCUGCAUUGGCAGGCGGAUUCUUAACCACUGUGCCACCAGGGAAGCCCCAUCCUUCAGAUAUUUUUAUUGACAAUUUUGGAAGCUCUGCCACUCCCACUCCUUGUUUCCCUUAAGCUCUUUUUCCUAUUUGACACUGUUGGCUAUUCCUCAUAACUUUUAAAGCUAUUCUGCAUGUUCUUCUGUUCUAAAUCCUUUUUUAUUUUUUCUUGGCUCCUCUACUUCCUCCUACCUGUACCCUUGAGACCCAAUGUUGAACUCUUCUCUUUUUCUUUAACUUUCCUUUUCAGGUAACUAAUCUACACUACUGUUUCAACUAUCACCUUUGCUUGAAACUAAUAUAAUACUGUCAAUCAACUAUACAUCAAUUUAAAAAUAAACAUCACCUUUGUUAAUGACUAAAAUCUUCAUCUCUAGCCCAGGCCUCUCAUCCAAACUCCAGUUCUCUAUUUCUAACUGCCUACAGGACACUUCUGCAUGAAAGCCCUAUUGUAAACUCAAACUGAAAAUAUCUAAAAUUGAGCUUACUAUUUCCCCCAUGCCAAGUAAUUCUCUUCGUUUCCUCCUUUCUGAUAAUGGAUAUUUCAUUCUCCCUGUUCCUAAGCUUAAUAUCCUAAUUAUUUCUAACCUGUGUUUCUCUUUCAUUCCCCUUAUUCAGUUAGUUACCAAGUUCUAUUGAUUCUUUCCUUGUAGUGACUCUAGCUUCUCUCCAGUCUCACUGUUAUUCUCCAAAAUCUAAUCUCGGACCUUCAUAGGUAACUUAGCUACCAUUUAGCAUUAUGCUGGAAGUCUUGACCAAUGCCAUGAAAUGAGAAAUCAAAAUAAGAGGUAUAAAUACUGGCAAGGCAAAGACAAAACUGUCAGGACUUCCCUGGUGGUGCAGUGGUUAAGACUCCACGCUCCCAAUGCAGGGGGCCCGGGUUGAUCCCUGGUCAGGGAACUAGAUCCCACAUGCCACAACUAAGAAGCCUGCAUGCUGCAACUAAGGAGCUAGCGAGCUGCAACUAAGGAGCCCACCUGGUGCAACCAAAUAAAUAAAUAUUAAGAAAAAGACAAAACUGUCAUUAUUUCCAGUUGAUAUGAAAAUCCAAGAGAGUCAACUUACAAGUUAUUAAAAAAGAAAUAUUUACAUGCAAGAUGGCCACUUAUAAAAUAUAUCUAAAUCAAUAACUUUCUAUAUAAGCAAUAACUAAGUAGAAAAUGAAAUUUCAUUCACAACAGUAACAAAAGCUAUAAAAUAUAUAAGAAUAUAGGCAAUGUUCUCUUAUAUAGGAGAGGAUAAAAAAAGCACUAAGCAUAAAAGAAAAAUUUGAUUGGACAUCAUCAAAAUUAACUUCUGCUAUUUCAUUUAAGAAAAUGAAAGGCAAGCCACAGAGUGGGAGAAAAUAUUCACAAUACCUAUUCUGAUAAAGGAUUUGUAUCCAGAAUAUAUAAAGAGCUUUUACAACUCCAAAUAAGAAAACAACCUAAUAGCAAAAUAGGCAAAAGAUUUGAACAGACACUACACCAGGAAAGAUGUAUCAAUAGCAAUUAAGUAAAUGAAAAGCUGCUCAAGUCAUUGGGCAUCAGGGAAAUGCAUGUGAAAUACCACUAUAUAUACCCACUAGAAUUGCUAAAUUAAAAAGACAAUACUAAGUGAUGGUGAAGAUGUGGAGCACCGGGACUCUUAUACAUUAGAAUUUUAAAUGGUACAACCACUUUGCUGUACUAUUUGAUAGUUUUUUAAAAUGUUAAACAUACAAAGUUAAACAUACACCUACCCAAUGACCCAACAAUUCCACUCUUAGGUAUCCCUCAAGAGAAAUGAAAACAUAUGUCCACAAAAAGACUGAUUGAUGAAAGAAAUGUUCAAAUAUUGAGGUAUGGGGAAGUCAUUCUGGCUUGAGUUAACUUGAAUUUUAUGCACACAGCCUGUUUGUGGCCUAACAAACAUAGAUUGUAACUCUGCUUUAGUUAUUAAAGAAAAGGAUGCAUUGACCAGAAGUAAACAAUGUCCAUGUUAAAAAUAAAGAUUAAAUGCCUCCCUUCCUGAGAUGCCAAUACUGAUACUCCUUCCAUGAUAAGACUCCCUUCCCAGGUGCCAAGGCCAGUACUGACUCGCUGUGCACAUGCUGAUUUGGUUUUUGGUUUGUUUUUGGAAACCUUGAAAGAAUGUAUCUAUGACUUGUUUGAUGUUCUUUGCUCUGACCAGAUACAAAAUUGUGAUGAAAACCAUGCUUAUCUGGAGCAGUUCUUCAGGGUUAUCUGAGAGGCUGUCUUCUGGGCUACAGUCCUCAGUUUGGCUCAAAUAAAACUCUUUUCUCUUCCUAUUAUAGAUUAUUUUUUAUUUUCGUCAACAAGACUUAUAUACAAUAUUCAUAGCAACUUUAUCCAUAAUGGCCCCAAACUAGAAAAAAUUGCUAUAUAUCCUUGCGAUUGAAUGCUACUAAGCAAUAAAAGGGAAUGAACUACUGUUAUGCCCCACAACACGAAUAAAUCUCAGAAAUAUUAUGCUGAGAAAAUAAUUAGCAGCUCAUGGUUUUUGAAAAAUCAAAAUACUUAUACAAGUUAAGAAGGUAACUAUCAAGCUAUCAUAUACAAUGUGAUGAAAGAAAUUUUCACAUAUUGAGGUAUGAGGGAAGUCAUUCUGGCUUAUACAUGAUUUAACUUGAAUUUUAUGCUAGCUAAAACAACCUGCUUGUGGCCUAUCAAACAUACAUCGUACACCUGCUGUAAUUAUUAAAGAAAAGGGUACACUGACCAGAAAUAAUGUCCAUAUUAAAAAUAAAGAUUAAAUGCCUCCCUUUUGGGAUACUAGUGCUAGUACUCCUUUGAUGAUAAGACUCCCUUCCCAGGUGCCAGGGCCAUAGAGACUCACUGUGUAUGUACUGAUCUGCUUUUUUUUGAAACUCUGAAGGAAUGUAUCCCUGACUUAUUUGAUGUUCUUUGUUCUGACAAGAUAUAAAACUGUGCUGAAAACCAUGCUUCUCUGGAGCAGUUGCUCAGUUAUCUGAGAUAUCCUAUUCCAAAAAAAAAAAAAAAAAAGGACACAAAAGAGUAAA
This is a messenger RNA of Orcinus orca (killer whale), 11446 nucleotides long. RefSeq names its product integrin subunit beta 1 binding protein 2 (gene ITGB1BP2). The transcript is spliced from 10 exons. Bases 504 to 1352 code for a protein of 282 amino acids. Lineage: Eukaryota; Metazoa; Chordata; Mammalia; Artiodactyla; Delphinidae. The record is from RefSeq and is a predicted model, not a curated record.